AUCAGCCAUGCACAUGCCACGUUAUGCUCCUUCCAUGUUCAGGGAAUUCGACAGGUGGAAGGACUAUCUGAGCCUUGCAAAGGUGGUUACGGAGAUCGUCGAAGAACGCAAGAGGGUCCAGUCUCAGAGUUGGGACAUGAUGGACUGUGACAUGCAGCUAGUCCUCAAUGAGGACGACACGGAAACGACAUCGCAGUGGCUCAACGGAAGCGGAUCCAGCAGCAAGAGCUCCAAAGGCAGCGCCAAUGGCCAGGCUUCCCAAAACAAGGAGAUGUGCAAUUUUUGCAAACACAAUGGGGAAUCCAAGCAGGUCUAUUCGUCCCACCGGCUGAAGGGAGCGGACGGUGCCGUGGAAUGCCCCAUCUUGCGCAAAUACACCUGUCCGCUCUGCGGUGCCACCGGCAACAAGGCCCAUACGUUGAAAUACUGCCCACUGAGCCAAGGGAAGCGGUCGCUGUAUCGCAAGUGCGGACGCAACUCGGCUGGACGCAAGGUCAAGAGAUAA
Molecule: messenger RNA, 505 nt
Organism: Anolis sagrei ordinatus
Lineage: Eukaryota; Metazoa; Chordata; Lepidosauria; Squamata; Anolidae
Product: nanos homolog 2
Biological process (GO): negative regulation of translation; oogenesis
Cellular component (GO): perinuclear region of cytoplasm
Molecular function (GO): zinc ion binding; mRNA binding
Source: RefSeq, a predicted model, not a curated record